This is a messenger RNA of Gadus chalcogrammus (walleye pollock), 2084 nucleotides long. It is a transcript of the gene tfcp2, whose product is annotated as transcription factor CP2. The record is from RefSeq and is a predicted model, not a curated record. Gene Ontology annotation, biological process: regulation of transcription by RNA polymerase II. The transcript has 17 exons. NCBI's taxonomy places the organism in Eukaryota, Metazoa, Chordata, Actinopteri, Gadiformes, Gadidae. Bases 455 to 2002 code for a protein of 515 amino acids. Gene Ontology annotation, cellular component: nucleus. Gene Ontology annotation, molecular function: RNA polymerase II cis-regulatory region sequence-specific DNA binding; DNA-binding transcription activator activity, RNA polymerase II-specific.
CCCACGUUAUAAUAGGAGUAAGCGGAUAUUGCGGGUUUGUCAUAGAGAAGAAGAGAGAUAAACAAACAAAAGAAAUGUAUAUUCUUAAUCCAUGUUCCAUGAGGGUGGAUUUAAUUGUUACUUAUUGAAUCGGGUUUUCAUCGUCAUAAUCGUUUAGCUGUAAGGUAAACCCCACAAGGACACAUAGACGGCCAUAGAUUCACUUAAAGGGUCUGAGAGCUACGUUAGCAUGCAGGCUAGCGGCUAGCUCAGCGUUUACGAUAACCGAGCGAAUAGCUUGACAUGUUUAUUUUAGUACGUGAGGAAGGAGUGCGACACGAUGGCCUGAAGCCCUCACUUGGUUAGCCGCAAGCCACACUUCGCUCCUCCGAAGUUUGGCAUUUAUUUUAAUACAGCUGGACAUCUUGGCGGAACUUUAAACGGAAUCGCUCCGUGAGCUUUUAGCGUCGUCACCAUGGCGUGGGCACUAAAGCUGCCCCUGACGGACGAGGUGAUCGAGUCAGGCUUGGUGCAGGACUUCGAUGCGAGUCUCUCGGGCAUUGGCCAAGAGCUGGGAGCAGGGGCAUACAGUAUGAGCGACGUGCUCGCCCUGCCCAUCUUCAAGCAGGAAGAGUCCAACCUGCCCCCAGAUAAUGAAAACAAGAUCCUGCCCUUCCAGUAUGUUCUGUGUGCAGCUACCUCGCCGGCCAUCAAGCUGCAUGACGAAACACUCACCUACCUCAACCAAGGACAGUCUUAUGAAAUUCGAAUGCUUGACAAUCGGAAAAUCGGGGAGCUUCCUGAAAUCACCAGUAAGAUGGUGAAGAGCAUCAUCCGUGUGGUCUUCCAUGACCGACGGCUGCAGUACACAGAACACCAGCAGCUGGAGGGUUGGCGCUGGAACCGGCCCGGGGACCGCAUCCUGGACCUGGAUAUCCCCAUGUCAGUUGGCAUGAUCGACCCCAGGGCUAACCCUACUCAGCUUAACACUGUGGAGUUCCUUUGGGACCCAUCAAAAAGAACCUCAGUUUUUAUCCAGGUUCACUGCAUCAGCACAGAGUUCACCAUGCGAAAGCACGGAGGGGAGAAAGGCGUGCCUUUCCGGAUCCAGAUCGACACGUUCAAGGAGAACGACAGCAUUGAGUACACUGAGCACCAGCACUCGGCCUCCUGCCAGGUCAAGGUCUUCAAGCCCAAAGGCGCCGACAGGAAGCAGAAGACGGACCGGGAGAAGAUGGAGAAACGGGCGCCACAGGAGAGGGAGAAGUACCAGUCCUCUUACGAAACCACUAUCCUCACAGAGUGCUCUCCCUGGCCUGAGGUGACCUACGUCAGCAACUCCCCGUCUCCUAGCUUCAUCAGCACACACACCACCUUCCCUGUGGUGGUGUCAGAAGGCAACGGAUCGCCCAGUGAGCCUGAGCCGGUUGUCCCGGUGGUAGUAGAACCCCAACCUUUCACUUGUUUUCAACCGUACAACGAUGACAGCAACAAGAACCUGUUGCCCACGGCGACGCCACAGGAUGCCCUGCAAUGGCUCCACAGGAACCGCUUCUCCACCUUCAGCCGCCUCUUCACCAACUUCUCAGGGGCCGACCUGCUGAAGCUCACCAGGGAAGACGUGAUCCAGAUCUGUGGGCCGGCCGACGGGAUCCGGCUGUUCAACGCCAUGAAGGGACGGGUGGUCCGUCCAAGGCUGACGGUGUACGUGUGCCAGGAGUCCCAGCAGGCCCGGGAACAGCAGCAGCAGAAACACGAGAACGGCGACUCGCCCAACAACACGUUCUUUGUUUAUCACGCCAUCUACCUGGAGGACCUCACUGCCGCCGAGCUCACAGAGAAGAUCGCUCAGCUCUUCAACAUCUCACCCAGACAGAUAAACCAGAUCUUCAAACAAGGUCCCACGGGCAUCCACGUACUGGUCAGCGAUGAGAUGAUCCAGAACUUCCAGGACGAGGUGUGCUUUGUCUUGGACACGAUGAAAGAUGACACGAGCGACGGUUACCACAUCAUACUGAAGUGAACGGUCAACACUGGCGCGGGUAGUCUCUCUCUCUCGUUCUCGUUCUCUCGUUCUCUCUCUCUCUCUCUCUCUCUCUCUCCCC